Molecule: messenger RNA, 566 nt
Organism: Chelonia mydas (Green sea turtle)
Lineage: Eukaryota; Metazoa; Chordata; Testudines; Cheloniidae
Gene: MYCBP
Product: MYC binding protein
Exons: 6
Coding region: 205-516 (103 amino acids)
Biological process (GO): regulation of DNA-templated transcription
Cellular component (GO): nucleus
Molecular function (GO): transcription coactivator activity
Source: RefSeq, a predicted model, not a curated record
GCGGCAUGGAGUGGCUAACACGCGGGCAGCUGAGUGGGAACGGCUUCGGCGGGAGGGAGCUGCGCUGGGCAGGUUCUGAGGGAAGGCGAGAGAAGGGAGCUGGCCUGGGCCUGAGGUGGGAAGGCGGGAGAAGAAGACACAGGGCGCAAGCGCGGCGCAGUCGUCAUAGCGGAGAGGGUGCAGCUCGGUGCAGAGAGGGUUGGGAUGGCGCAUUACAAGGCCGCAGACUCUAAGCGAGAGCAGUUCCGCCGCUACCUGGAGAAAUCCGGGGUGCUGGACACGCUCACCAAAGUGUUGGUAGCCCUAUAUGAAGAGCCAGAGAAACCAAAUAGUGCACUGGACUUUCUGAAGCAUCAUAUAGGAGCCGCAGCUCCAGAAAAUCCAGAAGUAGAGGCCCUUCGCCUGGAAGUGGCAGAGAUGAAAGAAAAAUAUGAAGCUGUGUUGGAAGAAAACAAAAAACUAAAAGCAAAGCUGUCUCAGUAUGAACCACCUCCAGAAGAGAAGCGUGGUGAAUAGGAAUGCUUUCACCUUUUGGUUACUUACCUGAAUAAAGGGCUUCAUCAGAA